CGUGGGAAAGCAGUCUGAAGUAUUUUAAAGUGCUGGCACAGGAUGUUGGGUACUCUUAGUCUUCAAGUAGCAGUACGAACAACAGUAUCAAUAACUGAUUUACUGGGCGUUGCAGCACUGUCUUUUUUUGGACUGACAACUCUUGGGACGUUAGUGCCGAGUACCGACGACGCACCACAUACCUACAGAAAGGGACAGUACUUUUUUUGGAAGAAUGAAACGAAGCCACCAGAACGAUUAUAGCUCAUCCGACAGUGAACUCGAUGAGACGAUUGAAGUGGAGAAGGAAAGUGCAGAUGAAAAUGGCAACUUAUCUGCUCCGGGUUCAAUGUCUCCAUCCACAACAUCUCAGAUUCUUGCACGAAAAAGACGCAGAGGAAUUAUUGAAAAACGUCGUCGAGAUCGAAUUAAUAAUAGCUUAACUGAACUGAGGAGGCUGGUUCCUAGUGCCUUUGAGAAGCAGGGUUCUGCUAAGCUUGAAAAAGCAGAGAUUUUGCAAAUGACAGUGGAUCAUUUAAAAAUGCUUCAUGCUGCAGGUAGCAAAGGUUAUUUUGAUGCCCACGCUCUUGCUAUGGACUACCGGAGUCUUGGGUUUCGAGAAUGUCUAGCAGAAGUAGCUCGUUACCUCAGCAUUAUUGAAGGGAUGGAUACCUCUGAUCCACUGCGAGUUCGCUUGGUCUCCCACCUCAACAACUAUGCCUCUCAGUGGGAAGUGGUGAGCAGUGCUCACUCCAGCAUAGGACAUCUUCCCUGGGGUUCUGCAUUUGGACAUCACCCUCACCUUUCACAUUCAUUGCUUCUGUCACAGACUGGCCACAGUAAUGGCAACAGUGCUGUCUCCACUACAGAAUCUCACCACCAGAGUCGACUGGCAGCUACAACACAUGCAGAAACAUCAGCGCUUAGAGUUCCUCCUAAUGGAACAGUAGCACCAAUGGUGCCUGUUGUGUCUUCCACUUCCAAACUGUCCCAGCCUCUACUGUCUUCCAUGACAUCUCUGUCUGCAUUCCCCUUCUCCUUUGGUGCCUUCCAUUUGCUGUCGCCUAGCACACUUAGUCCGUCUUCUCAAACACAGACCACCAGCUUAGGCAAACCUUACAGACCAUGGGGAACGGAGAUCGGUGCUUUUUAAAAACUGGUAUCAACAUCUUUGUUAAUAAUUAAAAAAUCAUUAAAUGUUAAUAUAACUCAGCUGAGCUGGGGUUUUGGACAGUAUGACUGUAAAUGAAUAUAUAUGUAUCACCUGUUGCAGUAUUGCAGCUGCUUGGUUACAUUUGCAGGCAUGUACACAUAAAACGAUUAAUGUGUAACGUUACAAUCUGUAGGUCACAAUAAAUCAAAGGCUUUAGGCAAUUUUAAUAGCCAUUUGUUCUAGGUUAUUCUGGUAAAAUUCUUAGAGCAAAAUAUUGAUUAUAAUGCACAUUGUUUUAAAUUUAUGUGUAUAAUCCUGUAAAGGGAUGGGAUUUUUCCCAGAACAUAGUUGCAACCUAACAUUUUAUUAGUUUUUUUAAGUAAUCUGUUAUUUUCUACAUACAUCUUUGAAACAUGUACAUGUGUAGCAACACAUGCCAUAAAGUCUUACAUUUUGCAGAAAAGAGUAAAUUGUAUUUCAGCAUGGAAAGCUAUGCUGAUUCAUAUUUUUAUUUGUUGUAAUAUUAAAAUGUUAUAAAGAUUCUUUUGUAAACUAUAUUUUGUAUUUUUUAUUUCUGAAGAAAGCCUUGACAAAUCAGAUUUGGCAGCUUUAAAUCCGAGAGGAGAUGUCUGUGUAUAGAGCAGCGGGUGCAGGAUAUCUCCUGUACACUCUAGAAGUAUACGGUACAGUUUGCUUCCUGUUGUAAUAAUCUGAUGUGGUUCAAUAAAAAAACAUAACCAUA
Molecule: messenger RNA, 1874 nt
Organism: Protopterus annectens (West African lungfish)
Lineage: Eukaryota; Metazoa; Chordata; Ceratodontiformes; Protopteridae
Gene: HEY1
Product: hes related family bHLH transcription factor with YRPW motif 1
Exons: 5
Coding region: 215-1132 (305 amino acids)
Biological process (GO): anterior/posterior pattern specification; circulatory system development; regulation of transcription by RNA polymerase II
Cellular component (GO): nucleus
Molecular function (GO): DNA-binding transcription factor activity, RNA polymerase II-specific; RNA polymerase II cis-regulatory region sequence-specific DNA binding; protein dimerization activity
Source: RefSeq, a predicted model, not a curated record